This is a messenger RNA of Oldenlandia corymbosa var. corymbosa, 378 nucleotides long. Lineage: Eukaryota; Viridiplantae; Streptophyta; Magnoliopsida; Gentianales; Rubiaceae. The record is from the annotation of a GenBank genome assembly.
AUGAAGGUGAGUUGCCGUUCCAAAAGUCGAUGGUUUCCUAAUCUUGCAAAAUGCAAAAUUUGUCCAACUGGUCAUUUUGAUUACCAGACAAGACAAUGCGAUCCAGCACAUGUUGGGAUGACUGUAGAGUUCUUCAUCAAUUCCAUUGUUAUUGUCGAGCAGGACACCAUUGUUGAUGUCAUUGAGGACUUCGGCUUCGCUGUCGACGAUACUUCCUCCAAUACCGACGACCCAAAGCUUUGUUUUUUGCAUACGACUUACGAAGAUAAAUGGUCGUGGGAGAACAGAAUUUUCUCUCCUCCUUCGGAUAAUGAUCCCUGGGAGGAUAACCAUGUUGAUUGGAGCACUCCACCCAUAUUUGAUAUUGACGAAACUUAG